This is a messenger RNA of Propithecus coquereli (Coquerel's sifaka), 2149 nucleotides long. RefSeq names its product beta-1,3-glucuronyltransferase 1 (gene B3GAT1). The coding region runs from base 272 to 1315 and encodes 347 amino acids. The record is from RefSeq and is a predicted model, not a curated record. Gene Ontology annotation, biological process: chondroitin sulfate proteoglycan biosynthetic process; carbohydrate metabolic process. Gene Ontology annotation, cellular component: Golgi membrane. The transcript has 7 exons. Gene Ontology annotation, molecular function: galactosylgalactosylxylosylprotein 3-beta-glucuronosyltransferase activity. NCBI's taxonomy places the organism in Eukaryota, Metazoa, Chordata, Mammalia, Primates, Indriidae.
GCGGGCGGGCGCGCGGACCCCGCGGCUAUGAAGUGGCCCCCGGGGGCCCGGAGCCCAAGAGCACCCGGGGAGGGAGGCGCGCGCGGCCCAGGACUGCAGCCUGGGGGCGCCGGGGCCGGGGCGUAGGGGCCGCCGCCCGCGAUGGACCGCGCCUGGGACUAUCCGGACUCGUUGCCGCAGGUGUCCACCUCCCAGGGUUCCUGACCCCGCCCCGGACAGCCACCCCUUCUCAGACUCCAUUCGGGCCGGACUCUCCAAACCUGCUUCCGCAAUGGGUAAUGAGGAGCCGUGGGCGCAGCCAGCCUUGGAGAUGCCGAAGAGACGGGACAUCCUUGCGAUCGUCCUCAUCGUGCUGCCCUGGACGCUGCUCAUCACCGUGUGGCACCAGAGCACCCUCGCACCCCUGCUCGCUGUGCACAAGGAUGAAGGCAGUGACCCCAGGCGCGAGGCACCGCUGGGCGCCGACCCCAGGGAGUAUUGCAUGUCUGACCGCGACAUCGUGGAGGUGGUGCGCACCGAGUACGUCUACACGCGGCCCCCGCCAUGGUCGGACACUCUGCCCACCAUCCACGUGGUGACGCCCACCUACAGCCGCCCGGUGCAGAAGGCCGAGCUGACGCGCAUGGCCAACACGCUGCUGCACGUGCCCAACCUGCACUGGCUGGUAGUGGAGGACGCGCCGCGCCGCACGCCGCUGACCGCGCGCCUGCUGCGCGACACCGGCCUCAACUACACGCACCUGCACGUGGAGACGCCCCGCAACUACAAGCUGCGCGGCGACGCCCGCGACCCGCGCAUCCCGCGGGGCACCAUGCAGCGCAACCUGGCCCUGCGCUGGCUGCGCGAGACCUUCCCGCGCAACUCCAGCCAGCCCGGCGUGGUGUACUUCGCCGACGACGACAACACCUACAGUCUGGAGCUCUUCGAGGAGAUGCGCAGCACCAGAAGGGUGUCCGUGUGGCCUGUGGCCUUUGUCGGUGGCCUGCGGUACGAGGCCCCACGGGUGAAUGCGGCAGGGAAGGUGGUCGGCUGGAAGACAGUGUUCGACCCCCACCGACCAUUUGCAAUAGACAUGGCUGGAUUCGCGGUCAACCUGCGGCUCAUCCUACAGCGAAGCCAGGCCUACUUCAAGCUGCGGGGCGUGAAGGGAGGCUACCAGGAAAGCAGCCUCCUUCGAGAACUUGUCACCCUCAAUGACCUGGAGCCCAAGGCAGCCAACUGCACCAAGAUCUUGGUGUGGCACACACGGACGGAGAAGCCGGUGCUGGUGAACGAGGGGAAGAAGGGCUUCACUGACCCCUCGGUGGAGAUCUGAGCCUCGGGAUGCAGGAGCCUCCUCCUCUGACCCUGUUCUCGGCCUUCCAUCCUCUCCCCACGGCGAUGGUCCCUCCAAGGCAGACACUAAGGAAUCACCAUCACCCUCCUUUCUAUUCUGGGGGCUUGCGAGAGAGCCCAGCCUGUUGCCAGGACAAAGGACAGAGAAUUUAAGCACAGAAAUCCCAGACCUGUUCUCUCCAUCCAGCAUGACCAGGGCCCGAGAGACCUGAGGGCUGGCAGGGGUGCAGCUGCCAGCAAAGCCGUGCCCCAGCGCACCUCCCCAGAAACUCCCUGCACCGAGAGGGCUGCACGAGCAGUCGCUGCGCCACCCAUGCCUGCCUGGAGUGACGUGGGGCUGGGAGGGGGGCGAGAAGACCCCGCAGUCAAGUGGAGCGUGGCCCUCCCCAGCUCUCUGCUCCCGGGGCCAGCUUGACCACACAGAACACCCAGCCAGGCAAUUCUGAAGACCAGAGAGAAGCCCCCGGGCAUCACGAAUGCCCCACUCCCCUCCUCAGCACCUGCUCUUCCCAAGAGCUGCUCCCAGAUCAGACAUACCUCUCUGGCUCUCCUCUGGUUCAUGUUUACAGAGCAUAAGGCUGUCUUUGAUCCCAGCAGGCACCCAGCCCUGCAUGGGGGGGCCUGGGCCUGCCAACAGGCUUCCCCUAUACCUCAGGCUGUGGCGGGAGCGGAGUCCCUUCCUCUGGCCCCACUUCCCUCACGCCUUCUCCUCCAGCACUGGCAAGGAGGCGGGCCCUAGAGCCAGCACAGGUCGCUGCCUGACCUGGACUAAGAACCAUGUGACCCCACUGUCCACACACUGCCUCCUCACCGC